This is a messenger RNA of Bacillus rossius redtenbacheri, 17360 nucleotides long. RefSeq lists its product as uncharacterized. NCBI's taxonomy places the organism in Eukaryota, Metazoa, Arthropoda, Insecta, Phasmatodea, Bacillidae. The record is from RefSeq and is a predicted model, not a curated record. The transcript is spliced from 13 exons. The coding region runs from base 3672 to 8366 and encodes 1564 amino acids. Gene Ontology annotation, molecular function: DNA-binding transcription factor activity, RNA polymerase II-specific; RNA polymerase II transcription regulatory region sequence-specific DNA binding. Gene Ontology annotation, cellular component: nucleus. Gene Ontology annotation, biological process: regulation of transcription by RNA polymerase II.
UGGUGCCCCCACAGGGCCGCCGGCGGGCAGACGAUGUGGUUCCCGAGCCAGCUACCCUAGUGACAGUGACACAGCCAGAGCCCUUGCCCGACCCGAGCCCUGCGAACACGCUGGACGCCCUCUUUCAGGCAGUGCAUCAGGCUCAGCUGGGUGACGCAGAUACGCAGGCAGCAGUGGCGGAGUGCAGCGAGCGCGUCAUGCCGUUCCAGCGCUGUCUGGAAGGGGUGUUACAGACCCGGGUACCAGGCAACAUGGAAAGGUGGUGUACCCAGGUACCAGCAGGGGCGCGGGCUGAGGUGGUACGUUUUUUCCAUGACCACACACUCGCAGGACAUCCCGGGGCCGAGCAGACCCUGGAGGCCUUGAGGCAAUCAUUCUAUUGGCCCGGGGUGACAAGCGACGUCAGGAAAUACGUCAGGCAGUGUCACACAUGUCAACAGCAGAAGGUGAGGAGGACGGAGGGGGAGGAGCCUCAGCGCCCCCGCCGGCCCCAAAAGGCUUUCCAGACCAUUGCACUUGAUAUAAUGGGCCCUUACCCCAGGACCGCCCGAGGGAAACGUUUUUUGGUAGUGGUGACAGACUUGUUUACCAGGUGGGUGGAGGCUUACCCCACCUCAAAUGUGAGGUCCGGCACCUUGGUGUCCUUGCUGGAAGGGGAGUGUUUCCUCGGUUUGGGUAUCCGGAGGUACUGCUCAGUGACAACGGAUGUCAGUUUCGAGGUCACAGAUGGAAGGAGGCGUGUGGGAGGUGGGGUGUGCAGCACCACACCACACCCACAUAUCACCCCAGGGCGAACCCGACCGAGAGGCGAAAUUAGGAAAUCAAAGCACAGCUUCGCCUCCGGUUGGGUGACGACCACACCAAAUGGGACAUUCACAUCCCCAACCUCCUCUACUGCCUACGACGACGUACCAGUGCUGUCACGGGGUACUCUCCCGUGGAGCUUGUGCAGGGGCAGAACCUGGCCCUCCCAGGAGAGUGCCGGGUGGUCUCAGCAGCAACAGAAGGGGAGUGGGGGGAGGAGCUUGGGGAAAAGCUGAAAGUUAUCAGGGAGCAGGCCAGGGCAAACCAGGAGAGGUAUCUGCAGCACCACACACCGCAGUCUAGCAGGCCCCCAAACAUGGUGUGUCCAGGGGACCUGGUGUACGUUCGCCAACACCCACUGUCCUCCAAGGCCAAGAAAUUUAAUGCCGGACUGGCCCCCAAAUGGCAAGGACCUCGACGGGUCAUCCGCCAGGCGGGGCCCACGUCCUACCUGGUUCAAACACAAAGUGGGCGACCGGCGAAAAUACACAGAGACGAUCUGCGUAUGGUCGCCGGGGAGGCACCACUGUUCCAAACACCAAACGCAGGGACAGAACAGACCAACUCUCCUACCACUCCACGCAGGUACCAGCAGACUGCGGGGAAUGGGCGUGGUGCAAUCACGCCGACACGUGCGCAGUCCGAACGUACCAAGGUGACACAGGGAGACACGCCCCCAGACCAGGACAGGAGACGCGGACAAAACGCUGACGUGGGGGGGCAAGAUCCUACGGCCAAAAAGGGGGGAGAGUCACUCCAGGCCCUGGCACCACAGGCCGCGAGCAGGACAGACGCGACAAGGGGACAGAUGAUGAAGGCGGCAUGCGCGGAGUCGGACACAGAGGGGGAGACAUGGGCCCCACUCUGGCCCUUGGAAAUGAACCUAACAGACUCAACAUUCACUAUGAUCGUUACAGAACCGGACUCUGAGAGAGAAAAGAUGACAGAGGGGACAUGGGCCCCACGCUGGCCACUAGACAUUAGUCUGACGAAUUCAACAUUCACUAUGACGGUGACGGAGCCUGACUCUGAGGGGGAGGAGAUGGCAACCCCCAUACAGCGAGAGGUUCCUACCUCCCCGAGUCAGGGGACUGACAAAAUCGUCACAUCCACCCCUAAGGCUACCCCUUCCCCACCAGCUGGAGCAGAGCCGAUGACAGACUCUCGCCCCACACGGGCACGGAGGGCCCCCGCGUACUUGGGGGAUUACGAGUGUUAUCAAAUGGCUGUGGCACAGCAAAGGGACGCGGCACCCCGGUUUAGUAUACAGCAUUGGUUACCUUUCUGCGUGUGGGACCGACACACUACACCACUCCCUAAUCAGAAUGCGCAUGCAUUUCCCUUACCCCCCAGUGCAGUGACGUGUGAGUAAAUGAGAGACGUUGGCGGACAUAGCGGUCUCGUGGGAGGGGGGGACAUUUGACGUCGACCCAAGUGUCGAACCAGCUCGCACAGCCCGCUAUGCCACGCCAACGCCUUCUCCUGCCUUGUGUUGCGUGUGCGUCGAUGUGCAGUGCGGCUAGGGCAGGGGGGGAGAUUCACACGCUAGGGGAAGUUUAAUGUAAAAUACAUAAGAAACAUUCUUAUUUGUAAAUUGUUUAUAUUAUUAUUUGAAGGGUCGUGUUUUCUUUAUUAUAAAUGGUUUAUUAUAUUGUAUGAAAUGUUAUGUAGAAUUAGUUCUCACGUGUUCACCGGGCGCCAAGGACGUGGCUUCCACCUGUGACCAAUCAGCGUGUUCCGCGGGCUCGCGAGGAGGGGUGGGACGCGGGCGCUGGGUCGCGCGAGGAGGGGAGGUAGGCAGUCGGCAGCUGGACUCAGAAGGCGACAGACGUAUCUACGAGAGCUCUCCGAGACGGUGAGAACGGGCGCGGUGUCUCGCUGCAGUUCAUGCAUUGUCGAGAGGAAGUGAUUCCUCUGUCACAGUCGUGUGGUCAUUUAGGUGUGUCAUCGUGUCGUGCAGUCAGUCACUUCUCUCGCGUGCGUGUUUUCUCCGGCAGUUUACGAGUCGCGGAGUUCUUUUGCAGGCUGGAUUUUUGCCUUCGUUUGCAUGGUAAUUUUCGGGUCUUGCUCCUCACGAACGGGACAUCACGUAUUUUCCCAUACAGUAACAGUGCGCGGAACCGGGCUCCGCCCUACAGGAUCGGUCACAGGCGGGAACCCGGCAGCCCCUUGUAAAGGGUUUGAUUUUCCGUACAUAAAGAACCUGGAAACCGUCUUUGAGUGUAUUAAUUGCUAUCCUGGUGACUUAGUCCCUUGGCCACGCGGCCCGAACCCUCUCUACCGAACACUGAGUAGCCGGCUAAAUACUAUCAUUCAGGGGCUAGUCGGCCAGGCGACGACAUGAUAAUUGAUUGAUAAUUGAUAAUAUUUAUUGUCAUUAGACACAGGGUGCAAUAGACAUUGAAGAGACAGUUUUGACAGUUGACAAUGAUAGCUCACGUUAGUUGGUAAUGAAAUAGUGCUAACAUGUCUACUUAGUGUGCAAUGCAACGAACAUGUAGCUUUAUAAGGGAAUUUUAAUGUAACAAGAAGAAAUGUUUGUUGAUUGUUUUUAUUAUUUAUUUCCGUGAUCAGUCUGUCCAGCUCCAGGUAAAAAAAAAAAAAAAAGUAAACGAUAACAAACGAUCUGAAAAUUAUUUCAAGUGAUAUAUUGCCUGCGGAUUUAAGUACAGCAUGCAAACGUUUCAGAAAAAAUCUAAUGAAAUAUUAUAUUAUGAUUGUGAAAACUUUUGUGAAUUAGAGGAUUGAAGUGCGACUAACUAAAGGUAUAGGUUAAUUUUUACCGUGCCGUAUCGUUUGUGCGAAGUGUUCUUGUUCUUGUCAUUCUCUCAUAAACUACUUAAAACUAAGGAAUAAGAAACUAUAAAAUGAAAGUUACAAAGAAGGAGGUUGUGCGUACUAAAUCAAAAACACACAAAAAACAGCAUGAGAAACAUGUUGUUGACUCACCCAAAUUAAAGCUUUUGCUUGGUAAGUCUAUGUCACGUUCAUCAAAUGAAACAAAUACUGUAUUGUCAAUCCAGCAAGACCAAGAUGAUAAUGGUUCGUCGAAUGAACUUAAAAACGAAGCUGUUCCUUUGGAAGUGAGUCAUUUGUCUGAGAUGCCAAUUAACUCUACUAAAGGAACUCAUGUAAUUUGGUCAAAUGAAGGAAUAUUACGGCAGGCACUGAUGUGUAUCAACUAUGCAUCUCAGGAAGAAAAAUUAUCAAAACUAACACAAAAUCAAACACUUGCAGGUCAUGGCAUGCUUGCUAAAAUGUUGUCUCCUGUAUUUAGUCAGAGCGUUGAAAGUAUCAAGCUGUCGCAGUCACCUCCACCUGUGACCUCAGAUCAGCCAGACUCAAAGACAUCACAGUCAUCACAACUUCCAACACCCAUUCCUCUGGAGGGGUUGCCUUCCACACCCAUGGUGUCUCUUGCAGUUCCUGCAUCUGUCUCAGGCCAAGAAAACACCAGCUCUUCAGUUUCUACUUCUUGUUCUGCUGGUUUUUCAUUGCCAGCUAGAGCAUCAACCCUCGCUGCUCAUAUUCCUUUUAACACCUGUCCAGCCAAUGUGUCAAUGCUUUUAGAUGUUAUUCCAGCCCAGAAAUCUCCUCCAAAAACUUGUAUGAAAUAUAGUCCCUCAGUAUCUAGCCCUGCAUUCAGCGAUGGAUACGUGGUAACUCCUGUCCGCUCACUUUCUUCCACGGAGGCUUCUGUUACUCUGGUUUACUCAUCACUGUCAAAACACGAACCAUCCUCGUUUAUCACACAGAGUUUACAAAAGAGCACUGUGUUUCCUUCAGCUGUGAACUUACAAACAAGUACUGAAAAUUUAAAUGAUGCUCUAGUGGAAGAUAACUGUGAUAAGAGCACAGAAGAGGAAAUUAAGUCACUUUCAACAAACAGUGAUAGACAAGAAAAUGAAAUUGUGUCAUCCAUGGCAGAUGAUAAAAUUCCGGUCACCACCCACAGCAACGACCAUCUUACAUUUGAUCUAGCACAGACGUUGUCCUUACCACCCAACACUUCGCUACCAGUGAGGUUGAGUGGGGACUCGACGCUGGACGUGAGUUGUGGCGUCCUGAGCAACGUGCAGUUAUUGCCGAGUGGCUCGUCUCUGCCCGACGGAAACCAGAUAAUAACGAUUCCCCUGACUUCGGCCACAAUCUACGGGCACCUCCCCUUGGCCGUACCCAUGUCGCCUUCGAGCGCAUCUGCGUUCCCCCUCUUGUCUUGCACUUCUUCCUCGUGGGUGAAGUCACCCAGCGUGGGUCCUCCGAAGGAAGGCAGCAUGCAGGCCACGUGCGUGCAGGCCAUUCCCAGUCCCAUAGUGGUCCACUCCUUCUCCCAGACACCGCCCGCGACCACCUCCUCCGUGCACGGCUCUGUGGCGAGUGCCGAACCGCCCACUUCGACGCCCUGCAUCCUCGCGACUCGAGCUCUGGAGACCGCUCACUUCCCAGGGCAGUCGGAGGCAGAACUCCUUCUGCAGCUGCCCAAGGACGGAGUGCUACCAGCCAUGAGCUGCAGUCAGGUGUCAUCUGUGCUGUCUGACCUGGGACACGAGGGCAGCAUUUCAUGUCACUUGGAUUUGGACGGUGACACGACACAUCACGAUGCUCUGGUCACCCACCAGGUACAACUUUCUUCGUCAGCUGACAAAGGAUCAUCUUUAGGUCAUUCUGAGGAAUUAGGACUUUGUCACAGUGUGUCGUCAGAUGAUACGUUGAUAGUACAGCACGUGAUGCGUAUGUUGACUCACCAGCACGAGCACCACCACAUGGCAUUGCCUGUAAAGCCACCGGACAUCCCCACUUCCACUCAAGACUUAUCAAGUUCUGCCCUCGUUGCUGGUCAAAGUAGCUCAGAAGUUGCACAAGCUAACUCACAGAUGCCAGUUACAAAAUCCAUGUCUCAGCUUUACCAACAAAAUGUGUCAAAAACAUCCGGCACUUCAAAUGUUGGAACAUGCAACUCGACAGUUCAAGUCCCAGACGACCUAACCACUCAAGAUGAGGUAACCAGUUCUGAACAACGCUCGAUGUCACAUUUUGUUGAUAUUAAACAGGAACAUCCGGACAACAUUCAAAAGAACAGGACUGAUGCCACAGACUUAAGGAAAUCCAGAUUAAAUGAAGAAUUUUCACACUCGCCAGAUAAAUCUCAGGAAGAAGUUAAUCAAUCUAGUUCUGUUAACUGUAAAGGUAGAAAGAAACGAAAGCGACAGCUUGGAAUUAGCAACGCAGAGGAAAUAGAUUACUCACAAUGCAUUGAACCAGUGCCGGGCUUCAAGUGCAAGUUGUGUUUGUUCAUGAGCCCGGUAGAGGACGGUGUUCGGUUGCACGUCAGGCAGGAACACUUGGCUCAGUUGCUGGGUGGCAGAGCAGAAACACGGCGCAAGCUCAAGUGCCCAGGGUGUCCGAACGUUUUCUAUUGCGUUCGGUCUCUCAGAGUCCAUCUGUUGCUAGAUCACCAGGUGGGCGACGUCGAGUUGAAAAGCAUAGUCGAUACCGUCGUCAACGGAACAAACCAAGUGAAGUACGACAAGAAGAAAGUUAAAAGAAAACUUAGUGCGGAAACAGUGGAAGACGUAGGCGUGGACUGUGUCGAUGGUGUGGAAUUACGUGUGCCGGAAGAAAGUGCCACGCCUGUCAACAGCACAAGUUGUGUUUCUCCACAGGUCACCUGCGCCAUGGAAACCCCUCUGGUCAGCCCGAGGAUGCAAGCAGAAUUGUCUAUGGAACUGCCCGUUGCUACCCAUGCUCCCAGGAUGGACUCAAAUUCUGUGUGCGUGGUCACCACGUUCAUUCCAGAUGAGACUAGCAAGAUACGUGUGCGCAACUUAAACACUGAUAACGCCAUGGCUGCUGUUAAGGAACAUGAUGUGUCGCGACAGAUGCUGCUAGCUAAUCAGUGCGUGACGGAGGAGGCUCUCUCUCGUGAGGAGGAAAUUCCUGAUGAAGAGGCGGGACGAAAUGUUCUCAUGACAGAAGUUGCACCACUUCAGCAAGCGGCUGACACCACAGUUAGCAGUAACAACUUUGAGGUUGAUGUGAAAGAUGAAGUGGGACCGGCCAGGUUCGACCACUUCCUCGGGAACUUGACGCCAAACACAACUAGUCGCAGAACCAAGAAGGUUCAGAAAUAUUCACCAGAUGCCGCGCCAGCCUAUGCCAGCAAGAAGAGCAGCAGGCAAAAUGGUGCUCCAGCGAGGAAGAGAGGCAGACCUCGGGGAUCAGUAACCAAGAGUUUGAUACCGUCAAAUGAUAUCAAUAACUGUGGGAAAUCUGUUGGUUACAGUUGUGACAUUCUGGGGUGCGCGGUACGACUGCAGUCCCACGACAAGAUAGAGUACCACCGCCGCUGCCACAAGGAGCACAGCUUCAAGUGCCCCGAGUGCUCGCACAAGACGGACCACUGGAACUCCAUGAGCAGCCACCUGUGGCAGAGCCAUGCCAUCGACAUGGAGCUGUACGCCUGCGACCAGUGCAGCUACAAGACCACCAGUUACAGCAAGUUAAUGAACCUCCACCACAGAAUACAUGGUGAUGAGAGACCAUUUUUGUGUGACAUUUGUGGGAAAGGCUUUAAGAAUCAGAAACAACUCAGGAACCACAAGGCGACGCACACGUCAAAGCAGAAACAGCUGCCGCUGGCGGACUGCUGCGAUGUGUGUGGUCGGAACUUCACGAACCUGCGCAUGCUGCGCUUGCACAAGGAAAACGUGCACGGCAAGAUGCGGCCUCACUCCUGCAGCUGCUGCGGCUAUGCUGCGUCGUCCCGCAGCUCCCUCAAGAUGCACAUGCGGCAGCAUACAGGCGAGAAGCCGUUCAAGUGUGAUGAGUGCUCGUAUUGCACGUCUGACCACAACUCGCUGAGGCGCCACAAGAUGAGGCACUCGGGCGACAAGCCCUACAAGUGCCCUCUGUGCCCCUACGCCUGCAUCCAGUCCAACACGUACAAGGCACACCUGAGGAACAAGCAUCCAGGGUCGGAGUCAGGACUGAUGUUCAGCUGCUGGUUCUGUUCGUUCCGCUCCGUCAAGAAGGACAACUACCUGGCCCAUGUAGCCGAGCACAUGGCCCAGACGCACCAGCCAAACGGCAAACAGAAAGAGAAGGCAGACAGGGUAAAAUCAAAAAGAGAUGUGAAACAUUCCCCUGUGAUAAUCGACCUAUCGUCGCCUCUGCAUGAUGUUACGGGGUCUUCAGACAGUCAAGAAGCCCUUCCAUUCACGAAUGGAGUGGAUGUAAGCAGUGAGGAUAAUAUAGAGAUGGUUUAUUCAAAAACUGCAGUUGUUGAAGAACUGAUAAAUCAAGCUCCUAGUACGGUGUGCAAGGAUGACGACACCUUUGUGAUUGAAAUGGAGCCGGAGUCAGUCUUGCAGAUAAAUGAACAUGAACAUGAGUCGUUGGCUCCUGAAUGCUCGACCCUUAAAGAUGGCUCGACUAUAGAUAGCAUGAUGAUGAUCCCACUUACUCCAUUACCUCAAGAUUUCGAGGGCGAAGAAAUCACAGGAGAUAUACACGAACCUCAAGAGUUGAAGUUCAAGGUCUCUGUUGAAGAUGUCACUACAUAAAUUGCAUUUUAUUACAGUUAGUGUAAGUUAUUUGUCCUACUUGUCAGCAUGAUUGUAUCUGUGAUGAUGAAAUCACCUGUAUGUUUGUACAUACAGAUAUUGGCAUGCUGUUAGUCACAAGACGUUAUGAGUGAACAUGAACCGUUGUGCAACAAUUUCUGUCAAACACUAUAAACAGCAUUCUCCUAAUGGUUAUAGUAUUUAUAAAUAUACUAUACAGAAAUCUAGUUUGUUUUUGUAAUGAAGACUGAGGAAUUUUAUUACAGUAUUUGAAUCUUUAAACAUUUGAUAAAACUUAAAAGUAAACAGUUAGUGUUGGGUCGAUUCCUAAUGUGCUGAUUCCAAUACCAUCAGAUUCCAAACUCGUUUUGAUAAUGCUUUUCAAACACCUUCUGGAUUUAUAAACCUGGAUAUAAACAACUGGUUGUUAUUUGACAAACAUAAUUUUAAAGCAUCUAUAAUUAAAAAUCACAGCUUAAAAGAAUAAGCCAGUACAAUUUCAAUGACUUGAGAGCACUGUAAUAAUUGACUGUGUGUGCCAGUGCUGUUUUUAUUAGGCAAUAAAACUAAAGUCAUUGUGUGUGUGUGUGUACAUAUAAAUUAAUUAUAUUCUAAACUACAAAUAAAUCUAAGAAAAAUAUCUUAUUUAAAUUGCUUUUAUUUUAUUUAUUGUGGCAAAAAUUAAUGUGAUUUAAUUUAAAAAAGGUUGGAAGCUUGCAAAUACAAUAGUUGGACUAACUGAAUCUUAUUUUAAUGAAACUUGUAGUGAAAUAAUGGUUCAAUGACAACACUUACUUAAUGACAAAAACUAACUUUAAAGUAUGAAAAGUGAGUGUACCAAACUCAGAUGAAACUAAAAAAAAUAUAAUUUAAUGGUCAGCAUUAACAUGGAAAUCUAGCAAUUAUGAUUUUUGAGAAAUUGCUAUCACUCAACUGUUAUUUCACGAAAACAUAAAUUUUAAAUAAUAAACCAAGAGUGAUUGAAAAGGUUUACAAUUCAUGGUGUCCACUUUCUGGAAAGUCAGGGAAAAUUAUUAAAAAGUAAGGUAAGUCAGGGAAUUUACUUGAAAUCCUGGAAAAGGCAUGGGAAUUCCCUAGCAAUAGUAAUGUGAGGGGGAAAUAUCAUGAUCCAGUCUGACAUCACUCAGACUGUGAAAGUAUUCUUUUUUGAUGGGUUUUAUAAAAUGCUCUAUGCGAGGUUCUUUUUAAACUAGGCCAGCUGCGGGGAUGUUCGAGGCUCAAUUUUUUUUAUUUCUUUCAGAAAAUUGCAAAAUAGGUAAAUUAUUUUAAAACGAUAGUCACUGAAGUUAGAAAUUUUGGUUAGGAAAAUUGAUGUGUACAUCUUGAAAAUGGAUAGUUUCCUUAUUGAUUGAGCAAAAACCUUAAUUAAAAAGGACAGUACUUUGACUAAUUGGAAAGUCUCAAAUAGACAAAUUCCUAACUAACAAUACUGCAUAGACUAUUUUGUUCCCCCAAUUAAAAUAUUACAUUUAUAACAGUUUUAAAGUUUAGCUACAGGGAAAGAAAUUUCAACUCUAAUCUAGAACAAUUGGCUUACUUGGGGUCUGAACCAUUAGGUGCCAUUGGAAUUGACCAACACAUGAAUUUGAAUCGACCCUCCACUAUGAAAUGCUUGUAGUAUAUAAGUGACAAAGAAAUUUUGCUGUUUGAUUAAUGAAUGUUUCCUUAAAACUGUAUUAUGAAACUUGUGAACUGAAAAAAAUUGUUCCUAAGAUAUUUUGGUAGGAAUUUAAUAUAACUAUCUCUAUUAUUAGGGCAACAGCGCUGUUGGGUAAGUCACUGUAAGUUACAUAAUACUUGCUCUAUGUUUUGUAGAAAACUGUACGUUUUAAGGUCUUUAAUCCUGCAUGCUUAGGACCACUGCCUUCUGGAUCAGCGAUUUUGCCGGAUUAUUGACUGAACACUUACUUGAUUUUGAUCGCAACUUGUAAAACUACACUUUUGGGGCGUUAAGAAGAACUGAAUCUACUCAGCGUUACACUGGAACUCAUUUAGUUCAAGCUAAAAUUCCAUUGUCACUGUUUCGUUGUCCACAUUACACAGUGUGCCAAAUAAGUUGUACCCACCUGCUUAUCUUGCUUCCAACCAACAAGGGGGCAAAUGCAUGAGACAUAAGACAUUGGUUCAAGGAAAAAGACUAAGAAAUAUGUUAAUUUAGCUUUAAGUUUCUUAGUCAAAAUUGUCUGCACCAGAACAAUGAACCUGUUAUUUGUUUCACCAUUUAAAGAAAUAAUCAAAUACUCUGGUGCAAUAACAACCCAUUUUAUUUCAUCAGGCGCAGGGGGUAUAAGAUACAUGAAGGCUGCAGAAGCGGUGGUUACAGGUUUGUGCUAUCUGCAAAACAACAAUAUACAUUAACCUCAGUAUUAACGUAAAGUAGGCAGCCAAAUAAUCCCCCAAACCACCCAAGAAAAAGCAGUGUGAGAAAUCAAGUACUAUCAGAAAUAAUUAUACAUUAACAACCUUCAGUUAUAUUUCUUAAAUACACCACACUCCAUGUACACAAUAUAUCCAAAACCAUUUCACAAAUAUGGUUAACUUAUUUUGCUUUAAAACUUGCUAAAUGACAGGUAAACUGUGGGAUAAUUAUAAAUAUCCAAAUCACAAAGAUUCGUAGCUUGUUCCACAAAUCAUAGACCAAUAUCUUGGUAACUAUAUUGGCUUUUAUUUUCUCCAAAAGCCCACUGCACUAUCUAGGAAUGGUAACUUUCUGGUAAAAAGGCUCAAACCAGUGCUAUGCAAAUAUCAAACUCAUCAUCUCUAUCAGGGACAUUGUACUCUCCCAUUUGCAUUCAAUAAUGAUGGUAAUUAGUAUUUCAGUAAUGCCAAGGAAAUUUGUUAAUCACUAAUCUCAGGGCUCAACAAACAAUACUGCUUUAAAAUUGAUUCAACAAUUCAUCAAACAGCUCUAUCUCAGAGAAAACCUAGAGCCAGUAAAGGCCAUAGCUGGCUAAGUAGGGGUGAGCGGCCCCCACGCGCAUUCGUUCCAAAUUUUGGCCAAAAGUUGCAUCUGAUGGGUUACAAACUCACCGCAAAUUCAACCUUGUAGCUUCACUAGGAACAAAGUGACAGCGAUCAUACCUCCCAAAAUGGCAUGCCUGUAGAUCUGCAUGCACUAGCUUUGGCUUCGCUAACACAAGGCAGUUGAGCAGGUCCGCAGAAACGCAAACACCAGUCACUGGCAGGCUUGAAUGACGCGCUGUUCCAGUCAUAACCACUGUCUUUACGCAUCAAGUAACAUAAACUUAAAAAUAAAAACAGUAUACUCCGAGAGGCGGCCUUAACUAGGCCCGCAGAUGCCGCCAUGUAAUGUCCAUGCCUCCGUCACCCUUGGUCGUCACUCUCUCGCGGCUCACAGUCUACAAUAACGCCGCACGCGCUACAAGUCCGUCUGCAAUCUUAAUCAUGCCCACACAAAAGUUUACACUUAUAUUUAUUUGACCAAUAAUAUGCUUAUAAUAAAUGGGUUGGCAUUCGUAUAAAAAUAACAUUCAUAAUUAAAAAAAUGAACAUAUAAAAUAAAAAAACAAUAUUCUUGAUAAACUUCUGGCCGAAUGUUCUCAAAGUUUCUAGAAUGGUGCUACCAAUUUAACCCUAGAUCCACUUGAAAUUAUGGUGCACCAUGUGAGUCCUUUCUUGGAAAGAAAUAUACUACUAUUUAAGACUUUGUCAAUGAUUUCUCUUAAAACCUCAGGGCUGUUUCAAGUACAAAAAAAAAAAGCACAUAACUCAAGAGAGUUUACAAACUUAAAGGGUAUUGAAAUAAAAUUUACAAAAAAGCCUUAGCAAAUGGGGCGGUACGCCACAAUAUAUAUAAUAUAUAUUAUCUGUUUGAUUACCAUCCGUUCUGAACUACGUCUAGCUCAUCAGGUAGUUAGUUUAUAAUUGAUUGCAAAAUUUGUACAGACCAACACACAAACAGAUAAGAAAGCGAGUGAAUAUUGCAUUGUUGUCCAGUUCUAAGCUAUGUUUAAAGUUUCAAAAGUCAAGCGCAUCUGGAACUUAGUUUAAAUUUUAUUGGGAAUUUGUUCAGAACAACCUGACUAGAAAGCGAGUUAAUAAAAAUAAAAAUGUUGUAAAAAUUGUUAUUUGCACACCUCUAUUAAACACAGCUUAUACUUGUGAGCCAAUGGUUUUUUAUCGUUGGAAGUUGCAUUUAGUAUGGAAAGACUAAAAAAGUUGUGCAUUUAAACUUUGAUCAUGAGCUAGUAAAUGAUCAUUGUGUUUUCAAAUGCUACUUGUAAUACUUAUGUGUUUAAUGGUGUCUUUAUAGUGUUUUUGAAAUAUUUAUGAAUAUAUGACAGACACAGAAUUGGUAAUAGUAUAUUAUUAUUAGUGAUUCUUCAAUACAGUAUCAUUAACUUUACCAUAGAAAAAUAAAUAUUUUAACAAAAAAAAAUCAAAAUUUUAAACCUUAGUUUAAAUUUUUUAAAUAAAUUAUCUAUCCAAGUCAAGCUGAUCCGUAAUGUUCUAAUGCCUUGGUAUGUAAGGCAAACUUGAACACAAUUUGAUGAUGAAAUGUGUUAUACUUACAAAUGAUGGACUUAAGAUGAAAGUGUCCCAACAUUUUUUUUAGCUUUGGAGUGUUUUUUAACGUAAGUAAUAAUAAAAUUUGGUUUUUAUUCAUCUGUUAAAUGUAUUUUGUAGAACAAUAAAUAAAGAAUACAUUAAUAACAAUUUAUGUUAGCUUCUAUUAAUGCAGUGGGAAAAAAAUAUAAAUGAUGAAAACAUUAGCAAGAUUGGAAAUUAAAUGGAUAAAAUACUGGAAUUGAUGCAUUACAAACUGUUAUCUGCAAAUCUGUGGCAUAAUAUAUAAUUUCAUGGUUACUGAAGAGUUUCACUGUUUCAUAGAUUCAUGGUGCAUGUCAUGUGCAAACAGCAUGUGGUUUAAGCAGGAUUAUUUAACUUGCUUUAACACAUAAACUGGUAGUACUUGAUGAUUGCUGUGAUACGAACUAAAACAUUUUGAAUGUUUUUUAUCUAUGUACUUUGUGGAAAUAAUUGUGAGAUUCGAAAUAAAUUGAGCUGUUAUGAUUUUUUUUAAACAUUUUUGGUAAUAAAUUUUUACAAUAUAGGUAAUGCUAAAUUAAGUUUUGCAAGGUUGUAUUGUAAACUGCAGAGAAUUAUUCUUGACUGUCACAUCAAACGGGGGGAUAUUAUGAUUUAUUGUAUAUUCUUGUGAAAAGUCACUGGUGUUUUCUAUCACCAUCUGCGUAUCUGCCAAGUUUGCUGCAGUUCAACAUUGUGGAACUUAUAUAGUGUUGUUUUAUGUGUAUAGUCUUGAUUUAUGUGCUGAAAGAAUAAACUGCUUGUCCACGUAAUUUUAUUUAGUGUAAAUAUCAAGGUACUAUAACUAUGUACUGAAGCAAAGGCAGUGAGUCAAUGUUAAGUGGGUGGCUUGGUUGCAACGUAUCUUUAUUGAGAAUGCCUUAUUUAUAGUAUUAUAGUCACUGGCAUGUUCAUAACAUGAAACGUUUAAAAGAUUUUUUUUUAACUUCAUGGCACUGCUAACAGUUGCUGCAUGAUUGAAAAAAUAUAGUCUGGGAUUAGUUUUGUCCAAUGGUUUAUCUGUAUAUGAUUUGAAUCUGGCACUUAAUAUAACCUACAACUUAUCUGAACAUUCUAAAUUUAAGUAGGAGAUUUUAACCUUAUUGCGUUUCAGUCCGUCAUGUUUAGAUCUUCAGGGAUGUUAUGAUGUCAAUGCAUUUUUAAAAAUUAAAUUAAAUUUAGAACAUCCAUAAAAUUGAUUACUUAAUUAGUAGGUGAGGGCUUAGGUCUGAGAUGGCUGAUGCAUCCCGCUCCCGUGGUGAGCGUCACAGUGUGAUCCCAGCACUCCAGCAUGGCACACGUGAGAACAGAGUCGCCACCUAAGUGGUCGAUUAAAUGCAAUGGUCUUGAAGGCACCAUGCCUCAAUUCCUCUGUGUAUAACCACACAACAGAAAACCCUUUAAAUAAAAAUUAAAAAUAUAUAUUUUGAUUUGUAUGCAUUUUGAGUAUAUAUUUAAGAAAUAAACUUGCAAUUCCAUUCAAGAUUUAAUAUUAUAAAGGUGGUUGUAUGGUUCUAGUUGUUUCAGCUCUUUAAUCGUAUAUAUGGCCCAAUUGGAAAAUACUUAUAUCUUAAAUUACUUUCAUUAAAUUUUGUAAUUUAUUUCAUGUUAAAUAUUUUGUAAGUUAUUUAGGCAAAAAAAUUUGUUUUUGUCUGGGUGGAUUAUGAUUAAUAGUUGCAUAAUAAUAUUGACUUAGCAUUUUUUUUUUUUGGGAUUGGUGAUUAGCUACUGACUGAAAACUUCUUUUUUCCUCAGUGGGACAAUAUUAGCAAAAUGAAAUGCUUUUUUCAUGAUUUGAAGUACAAACAAAGUAGGAUUUAAAAUGAUGUAUAGAAAAUUUAUAACAUUGUAGACUUUUGUGGCGAGAGGCAUUAACUUGUUUAGUUUCUGUGUUGAACCCACACAUGUUGGGCAUAUUAACAUUUUCACAGAUGUGGGCUCAGCUAAGAAGCAAAGGACAUUUUGUGUCCAUAUUUAAAAUUGUAUAUUUUUUAGCUUUAUAAAAAAAAUAUACAUAUUUGUAGUAUUCAAUCUCCAAAUAUUUUCCUAACAAACAUUUUCCAACCAUUUCAGUACAAAUAAACCAUAAAGUUUUAGGAAUAUAAAUUUUGUUUUUUUGAAAAAAAGCUAUGAUCAAAUGGAAUAUUGUGUUUAAUGUAACUAUGUUUUGAAGAUCACAAAUCGAAUUACUUUAUGUGUUGAUUAAUUUUAUUUCUAGUCAGUACUUUGCAAAAAUAACACCAAUCCAUCAAUAUAUUAUUUUACCCCUUGGUAUAAGUUUACAGAAUAGAGCUUUACAAUUUCUUCCAUUAUUUGUUCAAGCAAAUCCUUAUACCACUCAAAUAGCCUAAAGUGUGCUAUGAGUUGGGAUGACUGAAUCAUGAUGUCUGACCAGUAGGAACAUGUUUGUUGUCAUGUUUUAACAACUGCAUAAAUACCUAUAUAUUCAACUGUAAAAAACUUUGUAAACAUAUUUCCGUGCAGUAAAUUAUGCACAUCACUUAUAUAAAUACGUAGGUACAUUUGUAUUUGAAAUUGUUUUUGUCAUUUUCAGCUGAAAUUCACAACACUUGUGAUUGGCAUGACUACGUAUCGCGGUGCUUUUUGGCAACUUGCAUUUAAUCGGGCACAAUUUUGGUUCUUAAAAUCAGGAAUGAUAAUUUAAGGGAGAAUGCUGUCUUGGUGCUGCUUGCUGUCUAAGUCCUCCCUCCGCAAGUAGUUAAAAUGGAUGAAAAAACAUACAUAUUUUUCAUGUAGAAUUGUUUCAAAUUUGUAGUGAUAAUUGAUUUGGCCUUUGGUGUUACUGAAUUAAAUGUUUUUUCUGCCUCAACAAUAAUAAAAACAGUUGUAAUAUAACAGAGAAUGUAGCCAUGGCAUCUACAAAAUGAGCAGGAGUUGGCUGGGUAAACCUGUAUGUCACAAUGACAGGUUUUUUUAAAGUCUUCAAUUAAAGCUUCCACCAGGUUAGUCACCUGAGUUUGCAUACAAGCAGCCGUGGAGGUUUCCAUGGAAGAACCUUUCACACAAAACUUCCCUCCAGCUUCUGCAAGAUUUGUUAACUUACGUAGCUAAACGGUUUUACUUUGGUAAUCAUAAAUGUUACACGCAAACAAAAAAAUUUUUUUUUCUCCCCUUCAGAAUAUCACAAAAUUAAUUUGUGCCUGAAAACUAUUAUAUAAUGGGACUAAAUUGACUCAAAAAAUGUAAGUUAGUUUUAAGUGAGGGUUUAACGGAACAUGCUAUUCAUACCAACUAAAUCCGAGGUGUAUUUGAUACGUUGUCAGUGGUCGUAUUUCUGGGGUCAUGCCUCUUGUCAAGGUUGUUAGCCACAAACCAGUGCUGUGAUUCUUAUGAAUGAAACAGAUAUUUGCUUCAGUCGAUACCAGAUGAAACCAUUUUUUUGCAAUAAAGGGAACUAUACUUGCAGCUGUCAUGAACGCGUGCUUGUUAUGAGGUAGCUUCUUUUGAAAUUUAAGCUUUUUUUUUUUUUAAUGCACCAUAGUAAUUGUAAAUAAGGUAUAAUUUAUAAGAAAAUCCCUUCAAUUAUAUAUACAGAUCAUAGGAUAAGGUGGUUGUUUCCCAGGUUGUGUUAUACAAGUAAUGACUUUUGUACUCAAGCUCUAUUGUUUAAUCAUUUUGCAUCACAAAUUGUUAUUAUAUUUUGUUUCAUAAUUUUAAUUCAAACUUGAACAUUCAUUAAAAUUUUAUAUUGUUGAUAUGCAAACUUUAAUUUUGCGUUCAUUUUGAUUUUACUACUUAAUAUUAUCUAGAAGUACACUUACAAAAAAAUUGUCAGUAUUUUAAAUUAUAAAUUGAAAAAAAAAAAUAAUAAUUUAAGCAAUACAUUGGUGACAAUACAAAGCAGUAUUGUUUUGAUUUAACCAUAGUUUACUGCGUGAUAACUCGAAACUACUUAUGUUACAAGUCACAUAUGUACAAAAGUUUCAUCUUAUGAUUCAAAGUUGUGUAAGUAGCUAUAGAGUUGUUGGUGUUUGUAAAUAUUAUCUACUUGUGAGUCAGGUUGUGCUAGAAUUUAAGAUAAACAGUAUUAUUUAAUUUUAAUAUUCAUUGUUUACUGCUUAGCAUAUGGCAUUUAGUUUGUGUUAUAAGUUGAUGUGUUAAUACAUGGCUGUAUUUUUUUUUCCAAAUAUUUUUAUAAUUUUUUGAGUAAUAUGCAUGAAGACUUUUUAAUUGUGUGCAUAUUUUUUUGUUUUUAUUUCAAUGGUGUAUGACUUGCUGUAUCACAGCUUCACAAAAAUUAAAAUUAAUUUGAGAAGUGCUGUAUUUUGAAGUGAAAUAUUCAUAAUUAAUUAUUGAACUGUGUGUUUAUAUUUUUGUAUAGAAAUUUGUGUAAUGUCUGUAUGUGAAGGUAUUUCUUGAGUAACUUAGUUGUUGCAUUGUAAAUAAAGUUUCUGUCAGUUUCUU